AUGGCUACGAUGCCCGUAGGAACACUGGCAGCUGUUAAUGGUAAGCUUCUACUAUCAUCAACAGCCAGCAUUAAACGACUGUCUAGAACCAAGGCGACACUCCGAUCGAACAACAACAGCAAACGCGCUUGUUUGCCACCAGUGCCGGCGGACCUGUCCCCUGACGACCAGAAACGAUGGUAUAUAGUCGCUGAGAUCGUCACACACGAGCAAAACUAUCUUGAUGGACUGCACAAGCUGGAUAAAUAUAUCUUUCCCGUAAUGUCAUUGGAUCAUACGAUCGUGGACGAAGAUAUAGCGCAAAAGAUUUCCGCCGUACACCAGCACAUCUGCAUGCUGCAUGAGGUCAUAAAUAGUUUGAUGGAGAAAUGUGUCGAAGACUGGCCUACAGAAAAUGUUGCCGGUUGGAUGGUCUCGGCUAUGCUGGAACAACCGGUGUUGCUGCACUGGUACAAGAAGUUCAUCAAGCGCUACAAACAGACGGUCCAGCUCUACACCGAGGAAUGCCAGAGAAACUCCAGGUUUGCGUCGUAUGUUACGGACAGGCUACGUGCAGUUGGUGGACAACGAACAUUUCAGGACUACUUUAUACUGCCGGUCCAACGAAUGCCCCAGCUGUUUUUGCAGUUAAAGGAGCUGGCUAAGUACACGCCCGAAACCCAUAAAGAUCGGGUCAUGGUGGAUAGGUGCAUCAAACGGGUCGAUUACUUGGAAAAACAGCUGAAUGAAGCUAGCGGCAAUAACGAAACCGUUGAGACGGUGCUGCAUGCUAUAGAGAAGUGGGAUCCUUUCACAACCUUCGCCCAUGGUCAGGGCAAUUGCCACUUGCUGCACAGUGGCGUAUUGAGGGAAAAUUUUAAGAAAGAUUGUAUCGUUUUGCUGCUGAGUGACAGACUUGUCUGUGCGGAGCUUCCCGACAGGAAGAGUGAAGCCCAGUGCAGUGAGCAGAAGGUAUGUUCCCGGCAAACCAAAGCGAUCGGCGAGCUGAUAAUGGUUACACCGCUCGAGGAGCUUGAUGUUGUGUGUGGCCAGCUGGAUGAAUUCAGACUGGAUCUUGAGGAAGGUAUGCGAGAUUUUAUGAGUAUGUUUGAAGAGCACGAUACGACGCCACCUUUGGAUAUGUGUCUUGAGGACUUGGGCGAACUUUGUUCCAAUAGCCAAGCGGUGUUAAACUCACAUUCUAUUUACGCCAUUUUUUUAUUACAGUCAUCUGAACCAGAGCGGGAUGCUCCGAAAUUAAUAUCCCUACGGUUAAGUAAGGAUAACAAGUACUUAUUGUUGGCAAAGACCGCAGACGAAAAGAAGGAAUGGUGUUACAAUAUACGUAUGGCUAAGCUAGCUUUGCGUCCAGAGAACUGUAUUGGUUGGUGGCAUAGCGUGAUGUGCCCACCGUACGAGGCACUAUUUUCCGAGUCGUUUAAAGCAGGCGAUCUGGAUGGUGUAUGGAGUGUAACAGGAGCCUGCUGCUUUGUACCCACUACAACUUCCUCGGCGUACUCGAACGAGCAGUUCCGUACAUGGUCGAAACAACACCACGUUCUGUGGCUUAUCUCACAGGAUACGCAUAGCAGCAAGAUCUCGCUGUAUAACCACGAUCGUAAGACGCACCGGAUCGAUAUGCGUGCAAACAUCGAUUUCCCGAACGUGGAAGUCACCUCGAUGGUGUAUGUGCCAGUGGGACAGGUUGGCGAUACGGCGACGGAUACGGUGUGGAUUAUUACCGAUAGCCACAUGCUAGUUUACUCUGCCACCUAUCCCAUGAUUGAUAAGCAAUUGAAGAGCAUCAGCAUCGAAAGUAUUCCUGGCUGCUUGUUCUACCAUGGCAAGCGUGUGUUCGUUAGCAUGCUCGAUGGACGUUUGCUAGUAUUUUCCCUCAAAGCAAAUGAUGUUUGGGAUAUGGAGAACCCACAACAGAGCGAUUGUGGUUUCGUCUCCGCAAUGUGUGCGGUUGAUUCCUACGUUUACAUGGCGAUUGAUACCCGUCUAUAUGUGUACGAUAAUCAAGCUGGUGAUUUCGUGAAGCAGCUCUUCUUCGCACCUUGUGGCAGUUUCAAACGCAAGCAACGCAUAUCCUUGCUACUCUAUUCUAUUCACGGAUUGUGGAUUGCACGACGCAACUGUGACGUAAUCUCACUGUACCAUGCCAAACACCACGUCCAUCUGCAGGAUAUCAAUAUUAUUGCACGUGUGUACAACUUCAUGAUCGGACACCUCUUAGAAAAAUCGUCGGCAUUGAAGUAUCUAGAAUGUGUAACAGUAACAUCGAUGCAGAUAAUCGACAACUUUUUGUGGAUUGGAACAAAUGUUGGGCUGCUGCUAUCGUUGCCGCUACCGCAAUCAGCCAACGUUCCAAUUACGGCAUACGAAUUGGCAGUGUCGCACCACGGUCAUUUGGCAGAUGUUAAAGUCAUUGUAUCGCUGCCAUCACUGCGAGCACCAGAAGAGCCGGAACCAGAAAAUAGCGACACUGAUAUUGACCCCUUACUGAUAGACAAACUGUACAUCAGUACCAGAAUGUCGAAUUGCGAUUUUAGUGUAAGAAGACCAGACGUCUCUUUCUGGGAUCAAAACGCGCCGGAUGAAUCGAACAACACUUCAAAACAUUCGAUGGAUAUGGCAGAUGAAACUACAUCCGGCAAAGAAGAAGCGGCUGAAUGUUCUACCUGGGCUCCCAACUCCACGUUGAUCAUCACUGGUGGUAGUGGCUGUAUUAAGCGAUGCCAGUACACUUUCCACAACAGACCUUUUCCGGAUUUAUCACACGUAUAUAACACGUCGAUUGGCGUAGAGGUUACAGACAUCUGGGAUGUGAUAACAGACGACAAAAAGGAAAAUGUUGUUGUGUGGGAAAAGCGAUUGAAGUGA
Anopheles maculipalpis is the source of this 2865-nucleotide messenger RNA. Its product is annotated as rho guanine nucleotide exchange factor 17. The record is from RefSeq and is a predicted model, not a curated record. Lineage: Eukaryota; Metazoa; Arthropoda; Insecta; Diptera; Culicidae. Gene Ontology annotation, molecular function: guanyl-nucleotide exchange factor activity. Gene Ontology annotation, biological process: actin cytoskeleton organization; positive regulation of stress fiber assembly. The coding region runs from base 1 to 2865 and encodes 954 amino acids. The transcript is spliced from 5 exons.